AUGCAAUGGAAGUUAUGUAAGGCGUCGUUAGAAGAGAAGAAACGGAAGGCAUCAGAAGCGCUCGACUAUGUUUCCAAUAUCUCAACGACGCCAUUUGCCUAUGCUCCAUUGGGUGAGCCGUUAGCGAAUGAUAUGCUGACGCAGACAGCGCUUCGUGACGGCAACGUGGUCGCCGUGCCGAGACUGCUUCUUGUCGAAGGAGACGUGAUUCUUCUUCGACCUUCUCAGGCUGCACCCUGUGACUGUAAACUCUCGAAUGGUGAAAUGCUGAAGACGGGCGAUCGUAUUUCCGACAAAGUAGAGGUGGACCGCGACACAGGCGCAGCCAUACCUCUUGAUGUGACCAAGGCUGUUGCCACAUCGACGCCUUUGGCUGACCAUUUGUGUGCGGUAGGCGCAAGUGGGCGACGUUUCACCACAGUGGAUCAUCAGCUUUACUACUGUCUACACAUGGUGGCUGAACGAGCUCUUCUACCAGUCGUUGUUGUCAUGGCCGUUCUUGCUUGUCUGAUGAGAUUUCUCCUUGACGGCAGUCAGUCGCUGUUUUCGACAAGAUUCGUCUUCGCCAUUCCGUCACUUAUCGUUCUGCCACUGACUGCUCCCACCUUCUUUUUCAUCAUACGUUUCGUGCAUCGACGGGGCAACUUCGCUGUCUGUGAUGUGUUGAGGACUCAUAAA
Ostertagia ostertagi is the source of this 678-nucleotide messenger RNA. The record is from the annotation of a GenBank genome assembly. NCBI's taxonomy places the organism in Eukaryota, Metazoa, Nematoda, Chromadorea, Rhabditida, Trichostrongylidae.